AUGAAAUUCACUAAAGUCAUCACUGCUGCUUGUAUUGCUUCUUCUGUUGAAUCUGCUGCUGUUCCAAACUUAGACAAGAGAGGAGGUGGAAGAUGGAAAGGUGGUAAAGGUGGAGAGCCAUGUGAUACUCCAAAAGCUCCAGCCCCAGUUCCUACAACUACUCCAUGUGACACACCAGUACCAGUCCCAACUACCACUCCAUGUGACACACCAACUACUCAAGCUCCAGUUCCAACUACUAGCACUUCUCCAUGUGAUACUCCAACUACUAGCACCACUCCAUGUGAUACUCCAACUACUAUUACAACUCCUUGUGAUACUCCAACUACUCAAGCUCCAACACCAGCUACCACUUCUUGUCAAACUAAUGUUGCUCCUGUUCCUUCUGGAGGUAAUAAUGGUGGCAAUAAUGGUGGUAAUAAUGGAGACAAUAAUGGUGGUAACAAUGGUGGUAAUAAUGGUGGUUCUGGAGAUGACUGUGAUGAUGAUGGAAAUGGUACCGACAACGAUUCUGACAAUGAUUCUGAUAAUGAUGCUGGUGAUCAUUCAGAUGAUGAUUGUGACGACGGAAAUGGAACAGACAAUGACUCUGAUAACGAUUCCGACAAUGAUGCUGGUGACAACUCUGAUGACGAUUGUGAUGACGAUGGGAAUGGCACCGAUAAUGAUUCAGACAAUGACUCUGAUAAUGAUUCUGGUGACAAUUCAGAUGAUGACUGUGAUGACGGAAAUGGAACAGACAAUGACUCAGACAAUGACUCUGAUAAUGAUUCUGGUGACAACUCGGAUGACGAUUGUUAA
This is a messenger RNA of Candida albicans SC5314, 801 nucleotides long. RefSeq lists its product as uncharacterized. The record is from RefSeq and is a predicted model, not a curated record. NCBI's taxonomy places the organism in Eukaryota, Fungi, Ascomycota, Pichiomycetes, Serinales, Debaryomycetaceae. The transcript has a single exon. Bases 1 to 801 code for a protein of 266 amino acids.